ACACAUAUAUAUAUGUUCUACACACAUAUGGUUCAUUUAUAACUGAAGUGGCUCAGUUCUUCAACUCUAAAGUAACAUACAUACAUAAAUACACACACACACAUAUAUAUAUGCAUACCUGAACCAUAUGUAUAUGUAUGAUUCAUUUAUAACUGAUGUGACUUAGCUCUUUAAUUCUAAUGUGAUACUUAUAUAUACACACAUAUACAUAUAUGAACCAUAUAUAUAUAUAUACACACACACACAGGUGGUUCAUUUAUAACUAGUGGCUUAGUUCUUUAUCUCUAAGGUUAUAUAUAUAUAUAUGGUCUAUAACUGAAAAGGCUUCUUUAAGGUAAUAUAUACAUACAUGCACACACAUAUACACGCAUAUAUGAACCAAUGAUUCAUUUAUAACUGAAGUGACAUUUCUUUAAGGUGACAUGUCUAUGUGGAUGUAUAGUUCUUCAUCUUUAGGGUGAUAGAUAUAUUUGUGUGUGUGUAUAUAUGUACUGUAUAUAUUUCAUUUGUAACUCAGGUUGCUUAGUUCUUUAUCUCUAAGGUUCUCUCUCUCUUUCUCUAUAUAGCCAUACACACACACACACACACACACACACUAUAUACACAUACACACAUACAUGAUUUAUCUAUAACUGGGGUGGCUUAAUGCUUUAUCUCUAGACUGAGAAGCACUGUUGUUGUUGUGUGCCUUCCAGUGGUUUCCGGCUUAUGGUGAGCCUAUCAUGGGGUUUUCAUGGCCAGUUUCUUCAGAGGAGGUUUGCCAUGGCCUUCUGAGGCUGAGAGAGUGUGACUUGCCCAAGGUCACCCAAUGCGUUUCAGAAGCACUGCAGGAACAUGCAAAGUACUAAAUAGCAUGUCAUUGUAUCAGGAGCAGGUAGGUCGCUUUCUGGUUUGUUCAGCUCCAGCUGUAUGGAGCGAAGGACAGGGUCAGUAGUUGUAUUUGUGAGCUGAUACGGUUGUAAAUGUUUUCAAAGUCCCCUGUGGCUUUGUGAAGACUUUCCUGGUGCCUGUAAUUCAAUGAGGGAUGUGAGGAGAACUUCAAAACAGACUGAAAUGAGUGUUUCUUAAACGUGGCAUAUGUAGCAAGCUUGCAGGAAGGGCAAAGCUAGUGCUCUUGAAAGCUUGCAAAGAAAUGAUUAACUAGAAGGGCCAGUCCUCAAAAAGUUACAUUGGAAGGCCUGAACCCAACAACACUCCUGUGUUUGUGCCCCAGACGGAUAGUUAUAAUUCUGAUUGUAAGGUAGCUGGAUUGCAAAUGGGCCUAGUCCCGUCCCCCCAUACCAUAUUGCAGAGCAAAGUCUGUAAAUGUUGUUAAUGAGGCAGCUUAACUUCCUGUUACAGGAUGUUAAGGCCCAAGUUCUGUGCAAUCUGUUCUUAAAUUAACAAAAGCAAAUCUUAGAGUUUGUUUAUGUUAUGCAUUACUUUCUUUGCAGCAAAAUACUCCAAGGUAAAACGGAAGCUAAACUUGGAGACUGACCACCAGUACAUUGCAGAGAACAUUCAGGGCCGAGGAAAAGCUAGAAACCCUGUCAAAGGGGUGAAGUCUCCUGGAGAGAAAUCUCGCUAUGAAACCUCUUUGAAUCUGACCACCAAACGUUUUCUGGAAUUGCUGAGCCAAUCUCCUGAUGGAGUUGUGGAUCUCAACUGGGCUGCAGAUGUGUUGAAAGUGCAGAAAAGGCGGAUCUAUGACAUCACAAAUGUCCUGGAAGGGAUCCAGCUAAUCACCAAGAAGUCCAAGAAUCAUAUUCAGUGGCUGGGUAGCAGGUCUGCAGUGGGAGGCCCCAGCAAUUGCCAAGGGUUAAUGAAGGAGCUCCAGGAUCUUCAGGCUGCAGAACAGCAGCUGGACACCCUCAUCCAGAUGUGUACUACUCAAUUCAAGCUCCUCACCGAGGACCUGGAGAACAAGCAUUCAGCUUAUGUGACUUGCCAAGAUCUCCGCAGCGUUGUAGAUCCAUCUGAGCAAUUGGUGAUGGUGAUCAAAGCCCCCCAGGAGACACAGAUGCAAGUCUCUGACCCAGCAGAGGCUUUCCAAAUUGCUGUGAAAAGCACUCAGGGCCCUAUUGAUGUAUUCCUCUGUCCAGAAGAGAGCUCGGGGGUCUGCAGCCCCACCAAGAGUCCACAGAAAGUGGCUGUUGAGCAACCUUCUCCUGAGUCUUCACAAACAGCAGCAGCAACCACCACUGCAACCACAUCUGUGCCUCUACACUCUUCCCAGGAAAUGAACUGGCCACUGCUGAGUGGAGACCAAGCAGAACCCUUGUUGUCUGGAGAAAGUACACUGCCUUUGAAAUGCCCUGCAGAUGACGUGAGCCUUUCGCCACUGGCCUCUGUAGAUGCCCUGCUCCACCACGGCAAGGAUGACUUCUCAAGCUUCCUGCCUACUGAAUUUAUUGCACUUUCACCACCCCAGACCCAGGACUAUCACUUUGGGCUCGAGGAGGGGGAAGGCAUCAGCGAGCUCUUUGACUGUGACUUUGGAGACUUUACUUCCUUGGAUUUUUGAGCAUCCUCUGGCAGUGGGGGAUGGAAUGCCACUCAGAUGAUCCUGCCACACCAAGGCAGGGAGCUGACCUCUGAAUGUAACCAUAUGGCCAGCUGUGGCCUCCUGGGCCAACAUCCUGUGGAGCAGAUUUCAGGGGAGGAAAGAGUAGGCUGGGGCAAAGGGCAGUAAUGGGCAGGGGUGGGAUACAGUCCUUGGAGAUGUCCACCCAUUGUGAGUCACCUCACCAAGAUUAAGGAAGGUGACUGUGAAGCUGAUGAGUGCUCUGAAUGUUGCAGACCUCGUUCUGUGAUCUUUUAUGUAGGAUCAGGCAGGCAUCACCUCAAUCCUAUUGUGCCCAGGCCCCUAAGUAGUUUUGGCUAGGAGUCAGUGGGCAGAUUUGCCUUAAAUCUCUGGUGCCAUGUUUUGACUCUGUAGGGAUAGUCCUAGCAGUGCUGUUGCUGUAACAACAGUUGCCUUGUCCAGGCUGAACUAAUCUUUCCACCUAAAUUCUCAGUUUAAAUUCUACAGAGUGGCAGGCAGGUUGCUUUUGUUGCAUGGUUUGCUCUCCUUCCUGUGAGCAGUUCCCCUUCAUGCCUUAGAAAAUGUGGUGGGCAGAAGCUCUCCUUUGGAGAAGAUAAGACAGUUUUGUCACUCUCAGCAAAAAUUCCUUUGGGAUGUGAAUCAGCUGAGGUGUCCUAAAUAUUGCCAUUUUAAGAGGGAUGUGGAGGCACACCAUUUGUCAGUCAACUAUGGGAGAAAGAUAUAGGGAUGGUACUUCUAAUAACAGUCAGCAAUAAUCUGGCUCCCCUUUGUCCUACACAGUAGACCUUUUUGACUGGCUAGUACUGAAACAUAACAAGCAGUUCAGGGAUAGAUGGACAUUCUGUUGCUGGAAUGAUGUGAACCUAGGAUUUGUAAUUGAGUAGUGAAAUAAUGGGCAUGUUGAGGAAAGGAAGCCAAGACUGUGGAACUCAGCAGGGUGGUGUCAUGGGUGCCUUUCAUUAAAAUGAGCUGCUCAGGCUAGUGAACCAAUCUGGAUAAUCAGACAUGCUUUUUGCUGUUAAUUUUUUUCUUUUUAAUUCAGAUUGGAAAAAGGAGUUGAGCUUUUUUAUAUAUAUACACAAGGCAUACAAGAAUGAUGAGGUGAGUUGUUUCUGAAUAUUAGUGUCAAGCUUGUUCUCAAAGGUCCUUGUGGCAAAGCUUUAAGGAGAGUUCUGUAUAGAUUAUUUAUUUAUUUUGGGCUUUUUCCUAUCCCGCUACACCCUUUCUUGGAAUGACUCUGAUCCUGCCUAACCCAUGGUGGAAUAUGUACAUAUCUAAGGGAGGGUUGGAUUUUAUUUUUUUAUUAAAAUAUUUGGCUAGGUGGCCAGUGGGCUCAAUUGUCCUUAUUUCUGAGCAGAAGGCCAAAAAGGCAAAUGGGACAACCCUUAAGGCAGAGAGUGAGAUUAGCCAGAUCAUUUACUUUAGCAGAAGAAGGGCAGUGUGGCUUGCUAGUUUGCAAAACGGAUUCUAGCCCAGAUAAUACUGUAAGCCAAGAAUGGAUGAAAAUGCCUUGUAUUCAGGGACUGCCUGGCUCUUCCAUUGUGAAGCAAGGAAGAAAAUGCUGACUUCUAUCUCCGUAUUACCAUCUCCUGUGCAAAUCUCUCUUUUUUUGUGGGGAGGAGGGUGUCCAGAUCUCAUGGUUUCAUAUUAAUUUAUUUAUUAUUUAUGUGGCUCCAUCCAGCACUUCUGGAAGGUAAGGAAAGUUUCAGAGGAAGAGGUGGAACUCUACAUGUCCAAGUAUGUGGAAAGAGGCCAUAUUGUAUUGUUAGAAUAGCUAACAUAGCAAUUAAGAAUGAAGAAAGGAGUUCUGGAGGGAAAGAGUUAGCCUGUGUGUGUUGUAGAAGUGCUGUUAGGAUCUGGUGACAAGAGUCUGCUGAGUUUCCCAUCCACGUGAUGGAGUGUGACUGGUCAAGAUUGCUGUAUUGAAAUGCUAUUUAUUGGUAGAAAGUGGGCCUCAGGUUCAUCUUGUAGAGAAAUAUUUGGGGAUCUUGAGGGAUGGAGGUUGAGAGAAGGAGAGAGGAAAAGACUAGGCUAGUAUGUGAGUAUGAGAAAGAAAUGACUCUCUUUUUGACUUACCUAUUCUGAUAAGUAGCUUUAGUUGUCCAAAAGUAAAUUUUACCAGCUCGAUUAAGAGUUGUACCUAGCUAGAGCUUGAAAAUGUUUCUUUUUUUACUAUAAUUCCCUGAAUUCCUUGGUCACGGUAGUAUAAAAAAGUAAUGUUUCCAAGCCUAUGACAAGGUAGUGAUUGGUGUUGUCCCUUAGGUGCCUUCCUGUUUCAAUAAGUACUAUAUAUUUCAAUUAACUGGAACUCACCAAAGCAUGCUCCUGCUUGAUAGGAGCUUUUCUUGCUUUACAAAAAGGCAGCUGUAAUAUUGUGUGUGUGUGUUGUCUGUGUGUUCAUGUAUGAUAAAGGAGGAGCUAUAGCGCCCAAGAAGUUGAUGUGUGUAGGAAGUAUUUACAGCACCAGUAGGUUAAUGGAUCAACUAUAUCCAUUUGACCUAGCUGCGUGAGGAAAACAAAUUGUUUGGGCUUGUGAGAAUAAUGAAUUGGGCUACUGUCCUUGUCACACAUUGUGGCCUCUGGUCUUGGGUUACUGUAAUAGAAAUUCAUUUUUUUCCUGGAUGAGGGGAAACAUAGGAAUGAGGCCUCUCUUUAACUGGGUCUUCUCUAGAUGUUAAAUACACCAUUAGUCCUUGGUCAAACUUAAUCAGACAGCAGAUGGUUAAAUAAAAGUAUGUGGUGUGUCUCCCACACCAGUUCCCUCCACUCCAGGUCUGAGAACCCCUUUAGUCUAUGAUUGCAUAAAGAGAGAGUGGCUAACUGCCCCAGUUUUCAGUCUACCACAUUGCAAGUUUGGUAUCUGUAACUAACACUGUCUUGAAAGAAUCAUUAAUGGCUAUAAGAAUAUAUAGCCCAAGAACCACUACUUGAGAAUGGCUGCCAUUAUGCAUUCCUUUUCAUCAUUAUUCUUGAAGAGCCUUACUUUCCUGUUUCAAAUACUAAGGAGUGAAGGCUGUUGGUUGCUUUCAUGAGAGCUACCACAAGCUCUGCACUUAUGUCCACCGUGCUUUUGUAUUUCUUGAUAAUCUUUCCUCUGUAAUGUGGAGAGGUUCUUGGGAGUUGUUUCUGGAAAACCUGUAGCCCUUCAGAUGUUAAGCUAUUGGUCCGCAUCAUGCCUCACUAUAGGCCACGUUGGUUAGGACUAAGGGGAAUUGGAGUCAAAUUCCAGAGGGCCAUAGGUUCUCCAAUUCUGCUCUGGAUGCUUUCUACUUUGUUGUGGUGAGCAGCAACCUAUUCUUGUCUCUGAUCUCUUAGAGGUAAGAUGGAUGCUGUCUUUCCUAAUAGUUUUAUUUCCCACUGUGUCACUAAAAAGCUGUUCCAUUUUUCAGCCUUCAACUACCACCUGCAGUGGAGGGAUGUCUGGUAAUUGUUUUUCAGGUGACAUGUUUCAUCUCUCUUUCUCUCACCUUGCAGCAGUGGGUUGGAAGGUUUUUGCUUCCAUCAAAAGUGAUCACAGCCCCAUUAGUAAUGGAGAAAACAGCCAACCUAUUGAAGCUCCUGUAUUGGGAGAGGGGGAGUCGAGGAGCACAAAACACUCACCUAGGAUAAAGGUGUAAACAAGAAAUACAUUUGAAGGAGGCUGUGAGAUUAGCUUGUUCUUUGCAAUUUGGCCCCGCAUGGUAGAAGACUCUAAAACUCAGAAGUUUGUAAACAUACAACCAUCCUUCUGUUGGAACAGCGACCUACAGGCUGUUAGACCUCUAAGCAAUAUUUGCAGAGUGGGACAUCUAAGCACUUACUUUACUGAAUAAAAUGGGUGGUGAGGAGGGAGGUAAGCCUAUGAGCAACAGUGUUUAUGGAUUGGGGAACUAUCAAGAGAAGAAUCUCAGAUAUUCCAGAUAUCUUGAACUGAGGCAUGGAAGCCUAGAGACAGCUGCAGAAAAUUCUAUUGGUAUCACCCCAAGAACCAGGGUUGGGUGGGAGUAUUGCUGGUUUUCUCACCCAAAUAUGAGCACUUAAUAUGGCCCAAAGUACUAAUAAUGUUGAAAAGCCUUGAAAUCUCUUGAAGCAAUGAAGUGUGAUACACCUCCUUCUGGCAGGUCUGUAUUACUACUACCUGUGAGAAACCUAGGCAGAUCCAAGUGGACGUUAGCUUUUGUCCCAUUGGUUUAUUAAAAUUGAAAGCACAGUAGAUGAGAAAAUGCCUUCAGUCCCAGCAAGAGAAGUGGAUACUUUAAUGUAACAGGUUGUGGAAGUGAAGAAUUUUGGGAAAGCAGUGGUAAUUCUCUUGAGUUGGGUAAAGGCUGCUGGGAUACUGUGAUGGUUCUUAAAGGAUUGCACCUUUUUUGACAAGUGCCCAGCCAGGAGAUCUGGUUAUUUCAGUGGCCAAGCAGCAGAAAGGACAGCAAAUUCCAGUGCCUCAUACUGAGGGGAAUGCACUUCUGUGUGUGCCUUUAAAAAUAGCCUUGUUCAUGAUUUGUGCUUUUAGUUUUAAUAAAUAUUUCUACUCCAUUUCAUUUCCACUUUUGAAUGUGUUCUUUUCUUUUGAAAUUGCUUAAUGGCUUUCAUGGGCUGGUUGGUAGUCAAUACUUGUCCUACUACGCUAAUGUCCUGUCCUAAGGAUGGUGAAGGUUUUACAUUGACCUUUAUUCUAUUUAAAGGUUUAUCUUUGGAAAGGGACUGCUUCAUGAUUAAGAGCCUAAGAAAAGCCAUGCUGUAGCAAACAGAAAUAUCUGCCUAGCCCAGCAUCUUUCUGAUCACUGUGCACGAACAGUUGCCUUUGAACAGAAUUGGCAGAAAAGUUACUUUCUGGGCUACUGACUCCCGAAAUGA
Sceloporus undulatus (fence lizard) is the source of this 7357-nucleotide messenger RNA. RefSeq names its product E2F transcription factor 1 (gene E2F1). Gene Ontology annotation, cellular component: Rb-E2F complex. Gene Ontology annotation, molecular function: RNA polymerase II cis-regulatory region sequence-specific DNA binding; protein dimerization activity; DNA-binding transcription factor activity, RNA polymerase II-specific. The coding region runs from base 1409 to 2503 and encodes 364 amino acids. The record is from RefSeq and is a predicted model, not a curated record. Gene Ontology annotation, biological process: regulation of transcription by RNA polymerase II; G1/S transition of mitotic cell cycle. The transcript is spliced from 7 exons. NCBI's taxonomy places the organism in Eukaryota, Metazoa, Chordata, Lepidosauria, Squamata, Phrynosomatidae.